GAUGAAAAUUUUGAUACCACUGUCUGUGUUCUUUGCUCAAGCUUACUGUGGCUGCUACUUUGCCAGCACAAAUCCUGCAAUUCCACAUCCGCAAUUUGCAGAUUGCGAUGGAUCAGCUCCAGACAAAGAUGAAACAUUAUUGAAGUUGAACGAUGGAAACCCAAUCGAUUAUAUCCCAAAUUUCAAACUUUAUAACUAUUCUGGUGAAUUAUACUCAGAUAUGAUGACGAUUCUGCCCAACCUUCGUAGUUUUGGGUUGUCCAAAAACAGUUUUAAAAUAAUCCCGAAAGACUUCUUCGUUCAUUCUAAAAGACUGCAGUACCUGACUAUCAUCGACAAUAAGUUGGAAUCGAUUGAUGCUGAGGCAUUAUUGGAUUUGAAAGAUCUAAAGAAUUUGUUUUUGUUAAAGAAUGACAAUUUGAAGAAUUUCGACGUCGAAUUCUUGAAGAAUUGCAACAAGCUUGAAAUAUUGGCUGUGCCUGCUUAUACUUUCAACAAAUUGGAAGUAGCUAAAUUGAAGAGUUAUUUUCCGAGUUUAAGAAGUGUGGGUGUAUACGAGGGCGACAAAGAUUUAGUACAGGAUAAAGCCAAUGAAUUGAAAACUGUUUACCACGUCUUUUUCGAGUCUACAAUCGGUUUAAUUUAAUGUGCUGAUGUAUUAUAAAUUUUAAAAAGUGUAUGUGAAUUUUAUUAAGUAUUUAUAUUUCCUUAAAAUAAAUUAAAAAAAGCUAAAAAUAUCAAACCACUCUUCAUGAACUCUUAUCGACGUAAAAAAGAAAUUCAAGUCAAUUUCACAUAUAAAAAAUAAUAUUCUUUGUUCCGGGAACUAUAUAGAUCAAUUUCGUAAAAUAAUAAUUAAUAAUUCUGAAAAUAUAAAAUUAGUUUAUUUAAAUAAUGUAGUGAUUAGCAUGUUUUGAAAAUAUAUCGGUUGUUUAUUUUUUUAAUUACAUUUGAUGCGAUAUAUAAUGAUUAACACAUAUUUAUAUAAAUUUUGUUUCCAUGUUGUAAUACAGUCGACGUUUGAAUUUGGUCGUGCACAACAAGUGACCACAUAUAAACGAUGAAAGUUCUGAUACUGUCUCUAUUCUUUGUGCAAGCUUAUUGUAGUUGUUAUUUCGGUAGCACGAACCCAAAAAUUCCAAAUCCGCAAUUCGCAGGUUGCGAUGGGUCCGCUCCGGACAAAGAUGAAACGUUACUCAAAUUGAAUGGUGGAAAGCCAAUUGAUUAUAUCCUAAAUUUCAAACUGAAAAACUAUUCAAAUGAUUUAUACCCAGAAAUGAUGACCAUUCUGCCUGGUAUUCGUAGUUUUGGAAUGACUAAAAACAGUUUCAAGACAAUUCCGAAAGAUUUCUUCACUCCUUGUUCUAAAAAUCUGCAGUAUCUCACCAUCAUCGAUAAUAAGUUGGAAUCAAUUGAUGUCGAUGCAUUAUUGAAUUUGAAAAACCUCAAGAAUUUGUUUUUAUUGAAAAACGAGAAUUUGAAAGAUUUCGAUAUAGAGACCUUGAAGAAUUGCAACAAGUUGGAAAUUUUGGCUGUGCCUGCUUAUACUUUCAACAAAUUGGAAGUCGCCAAAUUGAAAAGUUACUUUCCGAGUUUAAGAAGCGUGGGCGUUUAUGAGGGCGAAGAAGAUUUGGUAAAGGAUAAAGCCAAUGAACUAAAACCUCUGUACCACGUCUUUUACGAAUCUACUGUCGGUUUAUAAUUUAAUGUGCUAAAGUAAUAAAAAUUUUAAAAAGUA
Messenger RNA from Aethina tumida (small hive beetle), 1738 nucleotides. RefSeq lists its product as uncharacterized. Lineage: Eukaryota; Metazoa; Arthropoda; Insecta; Coleoptera; Nitidulidae. The transcript has 2 exons. Bases 1061 to 1702 code for a protein of 213 amino acids. Gene Ontology annotation, molecular function: protein binding. The record is from RefSeq and is a predicted model, not a curated record.